Molecule: messenger RNA, 2763 nt
Organism: Papilio polytes (common Mormon)
Lineage: Eukaryota; Metazoa; Arthropoda; Insecta; Lepidoptera; Papilionidae
Gene: fand
Product: pre-mRNA-splicing factor SYF1
Exons: 2
Coding region: 200-2731 (843 amino acids)
Biological process (GO): mRNA splicing, via spliceosome; generation of catalytic spliceosome for first transesterification step
Cellular component (GO): Prp19 complex; U2-type catalytic step 2 spliceosome; post-mRNA release spliceosomal complex
Molecular function (GO): protein binding
Source: RefSeq, a predicted model, not a curated record
AAAAAACAAUCUAUGGUUCUGCAUCUGUAUCUGCGUUCUGUAUUUCUAUAAUUUUUAUUUUGCUAAAUAAUAACAAGCCACUCCAUUUUUCUAGUUAGUUUUCAAUUGAACUAUGUAAUUAAUAGACAAGUUGAUAAAUGAUCAACUUGAAAGUUAAAUAAAAAUUAAAAUUAAGCUGCUUACAAAACAAUCAGUUACAAUGCCUUUGCUCGACGGAAAGGAAAUCGAUAUAUUUUUUAGUGAAGAAGAUUUACCGUAUGAAGAGGAAAUAUUAAGAAAUCCUUACUCGGUCAAACACUGGUUAAGAUACAUUGAGCACAAGAAGGGUGCACCUAAACAUGAAAUAAAUAUGAUAUAUGAAAGAGCUCUAAAAGAACUGCCUGGAUCUUUUAAGUUAUGGUAUAAUUAUCUGAAAAUAAGAAGAUCUCAAAUAAGAGGUCGCUGUAUUACAGACCCUUGUUAUGAAGAUGUAAACAACUGCUUUGAACGGUCUUUAGUAUUUAUGCAUAAAAUGCCAAGAAUAUGGAUGGAUUAUUGUACAUUUUUAACUGAUCAAUGUAAGAUAACAACUACUAGGAAAGCAUUCGAUUGUGCUUUAAGAGCUCUCCCAAUUACACAACAUCAUAGAAUAUGGCCUUUAUACCUAAUAUUUUUGAAAAAACAUGACAUUCCAGAAACAGCAGUCAGAGUUUUUAGAAGAUAUUUAAAACUUUGUCCUGAAGAUACUGAGGAGUAUAUAGAUUAUCUUAUAUCAAUAAGUAAAUUAGAUGAAGCAGCUGUAAAGUUGGCCCAUAUUGUUAACAAUGAAAAUUUUCAAUCAAAACAUGGAAAAUCCAAUCAUCAAUUAUGGAAUGAACUUUGUGAGCUUAUUUCUAAAAAUCCUGAUAAAAUUCAUUCAUUGAAUGUAGAUGCAAUAAUAAGAGGUGGGUUGAGAAGAUACACAGAUCAAUUGGGUCAUUUAUGGAACUCUCUUGCUGAUUAUUAUGUAAGAAGUGGUCUUUUUGAGAGGGCUAGAGACAUAUAUGAGGAAGCUAUACAGACUGUAACCACUGUGAGGGAUUUCACGCAAGUUUUUGAUGCAUAUGCACAAUUUGAAGAACUUAGUUUAAGUAAAAAGAUGGAAGAAGUUGCUAAGAAGCCAAAUCCUACAGAGGAUGAUGAUAUCGACUUAGAAUUAAGAUUAGCAAGAUUUGAAUAUUUAAUGGAGAGGAGACUUCUACUGCUCAAUUCUGUUCUUCUUAGACAAAAUCCACAUAAUGUGGCUGAAUGGCAUAAGAGAGUAAAAUUGUAUGAAGGGAAACCUCAUGAAAUUAUUGACACUUAUACAGAAGCUGUCCAAACAGUUGAUCCAAAAUUAGCAGUAGGAAAACUGUACACAUUGUGGGUGGGUUUUGCAAAAUUCUAUGAAAGCAAUGAUCAAAUAGAAGAUGCAAGAUUGAUAUUUGAAAAAGCAACCCAAGUCCCCUAUGCAAAAGUAGAUGAUUUAGCAUCAGUAUGGUGUGAAUGGGCAGAAAUGGAAAUAAAACAUGAAAAUUAUGAGGAAGCAUUGAAGCUGAUGCAAAAAGCCACAGUUUUACCUAGUAGAAAGGUUGCUUAUCAUGAUGAUAAUGAAACUGUCCAAAUGAGGCUAUACAAGUCAUUGAAAGUUUGGUCUAUGUAUGCUGACCUUGAAGAGAGUUUUGGCACUUAUAAGUCUUGUAAGGCUGUGUAUGAUCAUAUCAUUGAUUUAAAAAUAGCAACACCUCAAAUCAUUAUUAAUUAUGGACUUUUCCUAGAAGAACACAACUAUUUCGAAGAGGCAUUUAGAGCCUAUGAGAAAGGCAUUGCCCUUUUUAAAUGGCCCAAUGUUUAUGAUAUCUGGAACACUUAUUUAACUAAAUUUUUAAAGAGAUAUGGUGGAUCCAAGCUUGAAAGAGCAAGAGAUUUAUUUGAACAAUGCUUAGAACAUUGUCCACCAGAAUUUGCAAAAGCAAUAUUUCUCCUUUAUGCAAAAUUAGAGGAGGAACAUGGGCUCGCCAGGCAUGCAAUGGCGGUAUAUGAGCGUGCUACCACAGCAGUGCUUCCUGAGGAAAUGUUUGAAAUGUUCAACAUUUAUAUAAAGAAAGCUGCUGAAAUAUAUGGGGUGCCUAAAACACGACAAAUAUAUGAAAAAGCUAUUGAAACUCUUCCAGAGGAAAGAGCGAGGGAGAUGUGUGUACGUUUUGCAGAAAUGGAAACUCGUUUGGGUGAAAUUGAUAGAGCCAGGGCCAUAUAUUCUCACUGCAGUCAAAUGUGUGAUCCGAGGAUAACAUCUGAAUUCUGGAAUACUUGGAAAGAAUUUGAAGUAAGACAUGGAAAUGAGGAUACCAUGAGAGAAAUGCUUCGAAUUAAGAGAAGUGUACAAGCCACAUAUAACACCCAAGUUAACAUGAUGUCUGCUCAAAUGUUGAGUUCUGCAGCACAAGCAGCAGGUACAGUUUCUGAUCUGGCACCGGGUAUAAAGGAUGGUAUGAGAAUGUUAGAAGCAAAAGCGGCUGAAAUGGCUGUCCAGAGUAAAGGAGGUAAUAUAUUAUUUGUUCGUGGUGAAACCCAGGGUCUCAAGGAAAGUGGAGAUAAGGUUCUAAAUCCAGAUGAAAUUGAUAUUGAUGAAGAUGAAGAUGAAGAAAAUAGUGGAGAUGAGGAAAUAGCGCCAGUUCAGAAGAAAGAAAUACCAGCUGCUGUAUUUGGAGGUCUAGCGCCUGGAAAAGAUUAAUAAUGAAAAUAAAUUGAAUUUAAUAAAUUAAA